Molecule: messenger RNA, 747 nt
Organism: Truncatella angustata
Lineage: Eukaryota; Fungi; Ascomycota; Sordariomycetes; Amphisphaeriales; Sporocadaceae
Product: histone-fold-containing protein
Exons: 3
Coding region: 161-568 (135 amino acids)
Cellular component (GO): nucleosome
Molecular function (GO): DNA binding; structural constituent of chromatin; protein heterodimerization activity
Source: RefSeq, a predicted model, not a curated record
AACAUCCAUCUCUCUCCCGUCAACCCAUCCAUUCAUCCAUUCCCAACGCAACUCACAAAGCAACCACUACUCUUCAGCCUUCGAGCAUCUACAGUCGUCCUCGACUUCAAAGCAAUCUACUUUUUCCACCCAGAAAACCCCCCAACCCCAACUCUUCAAAAUGACUGGAGGUGGCAAGUCCGGCGGCAAGGCCAGCGGUUCCAAGAACGCCCAAUCCCGUUCCAGCAAGGCUGGUCUCGCCUUCCCCGUUGGUCGUGUCCACCGUCUGCUCCGCAAGGGCAACUACGCUCAGCGUGUCGGUGCCGGUGCUCCCGUCUACCUCGCCGCCGUCCUCGAGUACCUCGCCGCCGAGAUCCUCGAGUUGGCCGGUAACGCUGCCCGCGACAACAAGAAGACCCGUAUCAUCCCCAGACAUCUUCAGCUCGCCAUCCGAAACGAUGAGGAGUUGAACAAGCUGCUCGGACACGUCACCAUCGCACAAGGUGGUGUCCUGCCCAACAUUCACCAGAACCUUCUGCCCAAGAAGACCGGCAAGCCUGGCAAGAACGCUGGUUCUCAGGAGUUGUAGAUGGUUUUUCGUGGUUGCAUUUGAUUUUUUCUGGUAGUUCGGCACGUCUUUACGAUCAAGGGGUCACGGUUGGGCAUGGUUUGCUCUUUUACACGCGAAUUGCGAAUUGGGUUGUACAUUAAGAUAAUCCACCCAUGGUUUAAGGGACAUGGAUAUGAAUGAGAACUUCUGAACAAACA